Messenger RNA from Trichomycterus rosablanca, 2989 nucleotides. RefSeq names its product phosphofructokinase, platelet a (gene pfkpa). The record is from RefSeq and is a predicted model, not a curated record. Gene Ontology annotation, biological process: canonical glycolysis; fructose 1,6-bisphosphate metabolic process; fructose 6-phosphate metabolic process. The transcript is spliced from 23 exons. Gene Ontology annotation, molecular function: monosaccharide binding; identical protein binding; ATP binding. Gene Ontology annotation, cellular component: 6-phosphofructokinase complex; cytoplasm; membrane. NCBI's taxonomy places the organism in Eukaryota, Metazoa, Chordata, Actinopteri, Siluriformes, Trichomycteridae. Bases 130 to 2640 code for a protein of 836 amino acids.
UGAGCGUCGGCUCGCUUAGCGGACGUGCAGAAGCGGACGUGUUAAGGCAGGAAAGGGGCGUUCAGUGUCCCUCAGACGGCAUCAGUUUUAUCCGUUUCGUUUUUAGGCACAUUUAUCUAAAGAAGAAAAAUGUCGCGGCCGGACAACAAGAAGUUUUUUGAGAAUCUGUCAGGAGCUGAAAAAGCCAUAGCUGUGUUGACGAGCGGAGGAGAUGCUCAAGGAAUGAAUGCAGCGGUGCGGGCUGUGGUGCGAAUGGGAAUCUAUGUGGGAGCCAAAGUCUAUUUCAUUCGUGAGGGAUAUCAGGGGAUGGUGGAUGGAGGUGAUAACAUAAAGGAGGCCACAUGGGAAAGUGUUUCCAGCAUGCUGCAAGUGGGUGGCACAGUGAUCGGAAGCGCACGGUGUAAAGAGUUCAGGUCACAUGAGGGUCGACUGAAGGCUGCCCAUAACCUGGUGCAGCGUGGCAUCACCAACCUGUGCGUCAUUGGUGGUGAUGGCAGUCUAACGGGUGCCAACCUCUUUAGGGAGGAGUGGAGUGGUCUACUGGCAGAACUCGUCCAGCAGGGUCUGAUCGAUGAGGAGGCUGUACAAAAAUAUUCUGCCCUGCACAUCGUGGGGAUGGUAGGAUCCAUCGACAAUGAUUUCUGUGGUACAGACAUGACAAUCGGAACUGAUUCUGCUCUCCACAGAAUCAUCGAGGUUGUAGAUGCCAUCAUGACUACUGCUCAGAGCCAUCAAAGGACAUUCGUUUUGGAAGUGAUGGGCAGGCAUUGUGGCUACCUGGCGUUGGUGAGUGCUUUAGCCUGUGGUGCUGACUGGGUUUUGAUUCCCGAGAUGCCCCCUGAGGACGGCUGGGAGGAGAAGAUGUGUGAGAAACUAUCUGCGAAUCGGGCGGGAAGAAAAAGGCUGAAUAUCAUUAUAGUAGCCGAGGGCGCCAUUGAUCAUAGCAACAAGCCUAUAACUACAGAUUAUGUAAAAGAUCUGGUGGUGCGCUGUCUGGGCUUUGAUACUCGUGUGACCAUACUGGGUCACGUUCAGAGAGGAGGGACACCCUCAGCUUUCGACAGAAUCCUGGCCAGUCGUAUGGGUGUGGAGGCUGUACUUGCUUUGCUGGAGACCACGGCUAAUACACCGGCCUGCGUCGUGUCUCUGUGUGGAAACCAGGCUGUUAGACUGCCUCUCAUGGAAUGUGUACAGAUGACGCAGGAGGUGCAGAAGGCCAUGGAUGAGAAGAAGUUUGAAGACGCUGUGAAGCUGCGUGGCAGGAGUUUUCAGAACAAUCUAAAGACAUACAAGCUGUUGGCUCACCGCAAACCAGAAUAUGAUCUUCCACAAAGCAACUUCAACGUGGCAGUGUUGAAUGUUGGCGCUCCGGCAGCAGGCAUGAACGCAGCCGUUCGCUCUGCCGUCAGGGUUGGCAUCUCCGAGGGACACAAAAUGUUUGCCGUUAAUGAUGGCUUUGAGGGAUUCUAUAAAGGACAGAUAAAGGAGAUUAAAUGGGGUGAUGUAGGAGGCUGGACCGGCCAGGGAGGAUCCUUGCUAGGGACCAAAAGGACACUUCCGGCAAAGCAUGUCGACAAAAUUGCUGAGCAGAUUCGAAAAUAUAAUAUAAACGCACUGCUGGUCAUCGGUGGAUUUGAGGCCUACCUGGGGAUCAUGGAGUUGUUAGAUGCCCGUGAGACAUACGAUGAGUUGUGUGUUCCUAUGGUCAUGGUGCCAGCCACAGUCUCCAACAAUGUGCCGGGCUCAGACCUCAGCAUUGGCGCAGACACUGCUCUCAAUGCAAUCACUGCUGCUCUUGAGUGUCUGCUGCAGCUUUAUGAAGCUCGCACCAACUUUGAGGAGUUUUGCAUCCCGAUGUGUAUGCUGCCUGCUACCAUUAGUAACAAUGUGCCAGGCACUGACCUCAGUAUCGGGGCAGACACUGCCCUUAAUGCCAUUGUGGAGACAUGUGACCGUAUCAAGCAGUCUGCCAGUGGUACAAAGCGACGUGUGUUCAUCAUCGAGACCAUGGGAGGUUACUGUGGCUAUCUGGCCAGUGUGGGUGGUCUGGCAGCAGGUGCUGAUGCUGCUUACAUUUAUGAAGAGCCCUUCGACAUUCGAGACCUGCAGUCUAAUGUGGAGCACUUAACAGCGAAGAUGAAGACCAGCAUUCAGAGAGGACUCAUCCUGAGGAAUGAAAACUCUAAUGAGAACUACACUACAGACUUCAUUUACCAGCUGUAUUCAGAGGAGGGCAGAGGUGUGUUCGACUGCAGAAAAAAUGUACUGGGCCACAUGCAGCAGGGAGGUGCUCCAUCCCCAUUUGACCGUAACUUUGGGACUAAAAUUUCAGCCAAGGCCAUGCAGUGGAUCUCAAAGAAGCUAAACGAGUGCUACAGGCAAGGAAGAGUGUUUGCUAACACAGAGGACUCGGCAUGUUUGCUGGGGAUGCGUCGCCGUAACCUCGAAUUCCAGCCUGUGGUUCAGCUGAGGGAUGAGACAGACUUUGUUCACAGGAUUCCCAAAGAGCAGUGGUGGCUGAAGCUGCGUCCUUUGAUGAAAAUCUUAGCCAAGUACAAGACAAGCUACGACGUGUCUGACUCCGGACAGCUGGAGCACGUCAGCCGCGACAAGGAGUCUGAUGCCACCGUCGCGAUCUGAGGUCACGUGUGGUCACCCCUCUGCAUUUAGUGUGUGCUGAUGCAGAUGCUUCUGUACUCUUUCCACAUACCAUCGUCCUUCGGUCAUGGUGUUAAAGCCUGCUUGUCCUUACAGUUAGGUUGUGUCCCGAAUGCACUGUUCUAUAGGAGUGUUUUUAGCAAAGGGGUCAUUGUGACCUCGGCUUUUAGUGUGUACACUUUCAUGCAAGCCAAUGCACAGUGAUGCGCUCAGUCUGUUUCAUGUGUACGUAGCUCUACUUGUGUUAACAUGUUGGUUAAUCAGAGGCAAUAGAGCACUGAUUGUGAAAGUGUGAAUGUAAUUUAUGUGCAAAUAAAUUAUUUAAAUCUCA